GCCUGCUCUCCGCUUGCCACUGCUGACGCGACGCAUCCCUUGGCCGGUGUCGAGUGCACGGCGCACGGGGCUAUCAGUUCCAGGACUCCGCUCUGCGGCGGCGGCUGCGUGCGACCCCUCCCCCUCCCCCUGCCACAGCCACAGCCCGCCAGACCGACGUCUCCAACGGAACAGCCGAGCCCUGCCAGUCGGCCAAGAGCUCGUGAGUGCGUGACACCUCCACGGAAGGUCUCCCGCACAAGGUGAAGAUCUCGGUGAAAAUGGACCCUCUGUCGCUUCUACCUAUGGAAGUGUGGCGUUUGAUUUUCAAGAUGCUGCCCCUCGACGACCGAGUCACAGCCGGCCAAGUCAGUCGCAGCUGGAGGCAGUUCUUCAGGAAUCCAAUGAUGUGGGUCGGCGUCGUCUUGGAAGUGGGUGAGGAUCCGAAGCACAUCAAGCCCAGCUUCGCCCAUGACGACGAUAGCGAAGAGAGCAGCGAGUGGGAGGAUGUCGAGGAUGAGGACAGUUCAGGCGGUAGUGACAAUGACCCAAGUGAAAGUAUGGAGGAAAGUGAUGCUGACAGUAGUGAGGAUGAUUGCGCAGAUGACAAAAGUGGGGAUGAUAAAAGUAAAGCUGCCAUUAGUGGGAAUGAUAAAAGUGAAGUUGUUAAUAGUGGGGAUGAGGAAAGUGAAGCUGCCAAUAGAGAGAAUGAUAAAAGUGAAGCUAAUAGUGGGGAUGAGGAAAGUGAAGCUGACAAUAGUGGGAAUGAUAAAAGUGAAGCUGUUAAUAGUGGGGAUGAGGAAAGUGAAGCUGACAAUAGUGGGGAUGAUCAAAGUAAAGGCAAAGAUGAACAAAGUAAAGCUGACAAUUGUGGGGGCGACAGUGAAGGCAAUAGUAUUGAUGAUGAAAGCGAAGCUGUCAAUUUGGAAGAUGGCCAUCAAGGAUGCGACGAUGUUGAGGGAAGCCAUGAAGAUUGCGAUGGUACUGACAGGAACGCGAGUGGCGGUGACGACAAGCAUGGCACUAGCGGCAUUUCUGAAGAUGAACACGUUGGCAGCGUCACCGGCUAUAGUAAAUCACAGUGUAGUGACGACGCGAAGGACGCUGAAGCCGGCAAACAAGAUCCCGGAGUGCAAGAGAACAUCAGUCGAGACUUGGCUAACGGAGGAAAGAGUUCCGAGGCAAAGGCAAAUGGUCCAAGUGACGAGAGCAACGUAACCGGGAAAGGACUCGCUGGCAACGAAACUGCGGAGAAACCUGCGUGUCUGCCAGGGCGCGCAGUGGACCGCACCUCUUGCAGGGUAUUGCGGGCAGCACCUUGCCUGAGGGCGAUCGUGGUCCGAGGCUGGCGCGUCAGCGCGCCGAUCAUGAAGGCACUCAUGGAGACUACAGCUAAGGUCACCUGUCUCAACUUCACGACCUUCAUCGCCGCGCCGAAGGACGCUGAGAAGAUCGUGAGCAAGUUGGGGCUGCACUUGGAAGAGCUGCACUUUCGAGAAGCCUCCCGCCAGCUCUUGGAACUGCUGUCCGUCCUCAGAGUGCCGCGGCUGCGGAACUUCGCCGCGGACUCUGUGGCCGAGUGUCCCCUGGGCUCCGACCUUUACUUUGCCUAUGUUCACAGUGUGUCCUGGAUCAAGCACCCGUUACCUGCACCGACGCCUGCUCCACUGGUGGCUUUCAUCAAGGCCCACUCUUCAACACUCCGUUAUUUGACCAUCGGUAACAUGUGGUCCUGGGUGACCCACACCAUGCAGGUUAUGGAGGCGGUCUCCUCGUGCCGUGGAUUGACUCACCUCGGCGUUCUCUGCUCGGAGUUCCUGCGAAUAGGUCCCGCUUCUCUCCCGGCGCUGACACAUUUGUCCAUCAAAUUGAUGAUCCACAACGACGACAAGGUGGACCACCGUCUCUGCCUCGAGCCCCUGCCGCCUUCUCUGGAGGAGUUGGACUUGUCACUUAUUUUGGUCGAUUUGUCCGAAGUGCUCGACGUCCUGGUGCGUCAGGCACCCAGUCUGCCUAACCUUCGCAAGCUCCACGUUCAGUUCAUAGUCCAGGUACCCGACACGGUGAAACAACUGCAGCGACUUCGGGCAGCGUUCCCGGGCGUCACCGUCAGCAGCGAGGCCCGCAUAGACUGCCUGGCCAGGAAGGAAAACCAAAAUGUCUUCCGUUGCACUGUCCCAGGUUCCUAUAUUCCGCCUGCUAUUGAUUGGUCAUAACAUGUAAGCGUCUUGAGAUUGCAGCCCAUUUAUAUGGCUAAAGGGCACGUAAUUUUGGUGAUCUGAUUUUUAAUUUGAUAGACAUUGUGAAAAUUUCCAAUCAAUUCCUUUUUUAUGCUAUCGGUUUCAGAGAUAAUAAAGACUUAAGAAAAUUACCUUUCAA
Messenger RNA from Thrips palmi, 2358 nucleotides. RefSeq lists its product as uncharacterized. The record is from RefSeq and is a predicted model, not a curated record. Lineage: Eukaryota; Metazoa; Arthropoda; Insecta; Thysanoptera; Thripidae. The transcript is spliced from 6 exons. Gene Ontology annotation, molecular function: protein binding. Bases 261 to 2195 code for a protein of 644 amino acids.